This is a messenger RNA of Otolemur garnettii (small-eared galago), 1118 nucleotides long. It is a transcript of the gene FGFBP1, whose product is annotated as fibroblast growth factor binding protein 1. Gene Ontology annotation, biological process: cell-cell signaling. Gene Ontology annotation, molecular function: growth factor binding. The transcript has 2 exons. The coding region runs from base 101 to 808 and encodes 235 amino acids. Lineage: Eukaryota; Metazoa; Chordata; Mammalia; Primates; Galagidae. The record is from RefSeq and is a predicted model, not a curated record.
ACGGCACUGCACCCAGACAGCGGCAGCCUGCACCUCACCCUCACAUCUGGGACCGCACUGGACCUGAGUACUCAGUGCAAGGCACCGCCUAGCUGCAGCCAUGAGGAUCCACAGCCUCAUCCUGCUCUCCUUCUUCCUCCUGGGCGCUCAGGUGCUCUCAGCAGAGGGGAAAAGAAGAGGAAAGAAUGAACAUCACAGCAAAGUCGUCUCAGAGCAAAAGGACACUCUGGGCAAUGCCCAGAAUAAGCAGAGAAGCAGGACAGCCAGGUCCAAAGGCAAGUUUGUCACCAAAGACCAAGCCAACUGUAGAUGGGCUGUGACUGAACAGGAGGAGGGCAUCACCCUCAAGGUCCAGUGCACCCAAAUGGACCGUGAGUUCUCCUGUGUCUUUGCUGGCAAUCCAGCCUCGUGUCUGAAGUUCCAGCAAGGGAGGGUCUAUUGGAAACAAGUUAGCCGGAAUCUGCGCUCCCAGAAGGACAUUUGUGGACAAUCCAAGACCGUUCUAAAGACCAAGGUAUGCAGAAAGACAUUUCCAGAAUCCAAUCUCAAGCUGGUGAGCUCCAGUCUGCUUGGGAACGUGAAGCCCAGGAAGGAGAAAACAGAGCUGUCUCUCAGGGAGCGCCCCAAGGUCAAGGAGGACACCACCUCCAGACCAGGACCAACCCAGCGCACGGCCAACAAUGCUGUGGAGUGUUUCGAGGACCCGGAUGUGGCGCAACAGAGGAGGAAUGCCCUGGAGUUCUGCGGGGAGUCCUGGAGCUCCAUCUGCACGUUCUUCCUCAAGAUGAUACAGAGCACGUCGUGCUGACAUCAAGUCCUAAGCCCCUGUCUGCUGUAAAGCUCUCCACGUUGCCCGUGAGAUAUGAACUUUUCUACUGUGAGAGGGUAGCGGAAUAUUUAAACAUAUUUUGUAAUGUUUGUUUUGUUUUUUUGGAAUUUGCUGUCUGUUCACUUUCUCGGAUGUGAUUUUCGGAGGCCCCUCGGCCCACUGCACGUUGGCACGGGGCUGCUCAGCACGGUGUGUGUAGAAGCGCAGGCCUGUCUUUGAGUUGAUGGAGCCAGAGAGAUGGUUCCCGUGGAAGGGGACAAAGCUAAUAAAGCUCUGGGUGUUUUCAAAA